ACUACUCUUUAGUGGAUUUCGGAAUCGAAGACACCUUUGCUCGCUGAUACAAUUCGUUAAAAUAGCCAAUUUCUCGGUACGAUUCGCUAUUGUUUCGCGUCAAAAGUGCUAACAACGGACGCGUUAGAGUUCAGACAAUCGUUCAGAAGCAACAUUGUAUCGAAAAUCGCAUCUCGAAGUAGCGAAAAGUGGAUUUUUCUACACGCAUCCAGGGCACCACGGUAUGUGAACUUGAAUAAUAAUAACACGAUUGCGGAGAUGCUCUAGAAGAAGCCACCAUCAGCAGAAAACAGUACGAAAGUUGUGCAGAAAUAAAAAAAAGGGCAGUGCGAACUUCCCGGACAAAGCAACGGAAGGAGAAAAGGAAAAUCUUUCCUGCUGUCAAAUUGUUGUUGCAGAAAUAGUUUAUCGAUUAAUCGUCGCGUGUGUCACUUUUUUGCACUGAUUCUCUCGCUUUCCUCAAAAUGGAAAACUAGGGUGCCGUGCCUAAAAAUCUAGUGAGGAACCCUGAACGGGAAAUCCGCAUUAUCAGUGAAGUGAGGAAAAAUUGCCAUUAGCAAGAAUUUCUAGGAUAUUCCGGUCCAUUCCGGAUUCUGUUCCGCAUGGGACAGCUGACCCAUUCGGAUCGCAGUGCAGAUACUGCAUAAGAGUGCUGCUGGAAUCGUGACUGCAGACGUGGUUUAUCGAUCGACGUGAGCCACAGUCGCUAUCAGCAGGUCGAUCGAAGAUUACGGAGCUGCUGUGGGAGCUUCGAACUUACGGUAGCAAAAGGUUCGAAGGUCCCUCGCGUUACUGAGCUGCAACGCAGCAGCGGACAAGCGGAAGGCUGAAGACGACUGAGUUCCAUCCAAGAACUGCGUCAUCAAGCCAAGCGAAACAAAACACACAACUCUGUCGAUCACACGACCAUCCGACAGCAACGCGUUCCAUCAGCUGCACACCGUUACAAAAAUCCUUGAGAAAGUGACUUGAGAAUCGACCCAAGACGCGGUCUCGUUACGAUCUACGUUCAUUGGUAGUAACAGCGGCAGUGACAUCCCUAUCUCUCUGCUUCCUUCAUUUUUGUUUCCUCUUUCAACCUUUCCUGUUUCUUUGGCUUCGCCAUAAUCUUUCCUUUCCUAUGAUUUAUCACCCUUCCUUACCGUUCCGUGGGUGAUAAUGUAUUGGAACAAAGUUCCGCUGAACAGCAAUCACUAUUUCAACGCCCAGUUGUUUCAAGCCGACAUUGGUAAAAAGAGCGAAAAAUUUCGUAGCUACGCUCGGCUGUGCCCUGGCGAGUCCUCAGAGAAAAUCCAGCGCAGGAUAGGCAACUGUCGCAGCCAACAGCAACCAAUCAGAUCUGACAGUAGUAGUAUUAGCAGCAGUCCAUCUUCGUUCAGUAUACCUCAGCAAAAGACAUCCCUAGGGGUCGUUCGCGUGAUCGGAAAUCAAAUUUCCGCACGUUGUUAGUUAAUCAUUUUGUCUCAUCACCUAGUAGUAGCUAGUGUUGAUCGGUGUAUCCGAGGUAAUUAAUAAUUAAGAUAACGUUUGCUAUAUUGUUUGUUCGUCACUUAUGUAAGACUCAAAUCACUUUUGAGUAUCAAAGUUUUUAUUCUUGUUUCAACGUUACGUAAUUUUUGAGAUUUCUUAGCUGGUAAGGUCUGAACUUCCAAAUAAUCGCUGUAAUAUUGCGCUAUACAUUGGCUGUCACGAAGAUAUACGUUCGAUUCUAAGGAUCCCCAUCUAAUUUAUUUAUAUUAAUUUCCAAUUUUCCUUUAUACACUCUGAAACCAACUCUUAUUCUCCUUCUACUAGCCCUCUCAGUCUGAAAAAUUAACUAAAAUACCAAAAACGAACUUAGUCAAAAAAUAUCUCUAUUGUUUACAUUUGUUUAGUCUUUUUAGUGCUGAUCCCUAAAUCUACUUCCUUUCGGCUGAAUUACCCACAAUUAUUCAGCAGCAUAACGGAAACCAUUUCCAAAUGUCCUGAAAACUUAUCCUAGUCCUACGCUUACACACCACUAUUACAUUGAAAAGGAAACUAAAACAGCUCAAGGAUCAGAAAGCAUCACCGACUGCGGGCGGGGCUGGCCCCAACGUGAGCGUGAAUAGGGAGCCGAAGUGGAAUAUAAACUAUUUUCCUUUCGAUCUGAGUAAAAGAAGAGAGAGAGACAUUCGAGCCAUCGGCACAAAAAGUUAGUGGUUUUCAUUUCCUUGCCCGAUUAUCGUUGUGGUUUUGGUGAAUAGAAAAUUGGUCCUAUCCCGCGGCGGGCUGUUACCGGGUGAAGAAACUAUUGUUAGUUGUGCCGAUUUCUGGCGAACAUCCAAGGAAAUAGUGCGACAUCAAAGCUAGCAGUGGAACGCAGACAAUAGGAGAGCCAGGCGAAGUUUCAACGGAAAGGACCGUCCUGGAGCGGUGAUUGGGCGGAUGAUUGAACCAUACACCCGUACAAUGCCGCAAUAAUGCUGUACAAAUGGGAGCAACAAAAAAAGCCUGUUUUAGCAGAAGUAAUUCAGCCCAACCGACGUCCUCUGUGAACAGCCAAGAGUCACAGCAGCCUGGUUCACGCACUGCAGCGAAUCCCAACAUCAACAGCAACCGACUCCGACGGUUGCGUUCCGCUAGUCAAUCGACCUCGACGUCCAAUUUAAACAGCAUCAACAACAACAAUAACAGCAACAGCAGCUCGACUAGUGCAAACACUAUCAACAACAACAGCCGACAUCCGAACCGAAACGCCUUCCCGGCACAUCGGUCUUCCGGAGUAACCGGCGUCAAUACUGCAGCAAACACGGGUGGACUACUUUCAAGAGUGUUCGACAAUAGUAGUAGUGCAACGUCACCGACGACGACGGCCGGAAGUAACAGUAACCGUGGUUCACCGGGUGAGAAGAAGUCCCUCACCAGCACCACCAUCAACAGUAGCAGCAAAAACGAUGACAAAAUGGAUGAGAGAAGGCAAUCGCAACCGAAAACUCCCACCAAAACACAACCGGCGCAUCGAGAAUCUACUCCGGUCGGCAGGAAGAAGGGUGUGGUGGAAUACCCCCACCACCCGAACGCCAGUGUCGAUCACGAUAGUGAACGGAAACCGCAGGAGUCGCCCAAGAAGCAACAGCAGCAUAAUCAAAAGACACCUCCCGACUCGGAGCAGAGCACACCGCCGAUGGAGAAAGCGAACCUAUCUGAUCUGGAACCGAAGCCUCGCACUAAGGCACUAACCAACGACUCCGGCAUAGAGGGUGAACAUCAGCACCUCCCGGAUGAGGAACCCGAGGAGACACAUAAAGGGACGAUGAUGGUAGAGCGGCGACGAUUGAACUCCGCUGCUGAUAUCUGCUCCCCGGACGGACCGGUCAACUCGCGCCAUUACUUGGACUCAUCCGAGUCCGAUGGUUCGCUGGGACGUACCAAUCUGCGUUUUAUUCGUAAAAGUUUGGAAAACACGCUGGCGGUUGCGUACUCGAAAAAUUUUAUCGACAACGAUACCAUUGAGACGGAAUAUCCGCGCAACUUGGACGAUAACAUCGAGAUACUCAGCCGAGAAGCGGAAAAUCUAGCCCUACAGUUCAAACCUUCCGAGGAGAAGCUGGUUCAGUAUGGGCCGAUUUUCGAUUUGGAAAAAUUCGAAGAGCAGCGCAAGCAGCAGAAGAAGGAAGAUGACGAGGAUGAAGCGAUUGGAAUUUCACCCUGUGGAAGAUUCUUAAAAUAUGACAAAGAGGUUGGCCGGGGUUCGUUCAAGACUGUCUACCGGGGACUGGAUACCCAAAUCGGAGUGGCUGUCGCCUGGUGCGAGUUGCUGGACAAAAAGGUCAAUCGAGUGGAACGAGCUCGGUUUCGCGAGGAAGCCGAAAUGUUGAAAAAACUACAGCAUCCCAACAUUGUGAGGUUUUACAAUUACUGGGAGUCGCCACCAACGGCCGGGAACAAGAAGAAGAAUAUUGUUCUGGUUACGGAACUGAUGCUGUCUGGUACACUGAAAUCAUAUUUACGCCGCUUCAAAAAGAUCAAUCCGAAAGUGCUCAAGUCCUGGUGUCGCCAGAUUCUAAAAGGUCUUCACUUUCUACAUUCGCGUGCACCGCCCAUUAUCCAUCGUGAUUUGAAAUGUGAUAAUAUAUUUAUAACCGGAACCACAGGGAGUGUCAAAAUCGGGGAUCUCGGGUUGGCAACAUUGAAAAAUCGAAGUUUUGCCAAAUCAGUUAUCGGCACACCGGAGUUCAUGGCACCGGAGAUGUACGAGGAGCACUACGAUGAGGCGGUUGAUGUGUAUGCCUUCGGUAUGUGCAUGCUAGAGAUGGCCACUAGCGAGUACCCGUACAACGAGUGCAAUACGCCGGCUCAGAUUUAUAAGAAAGUGACUUCCGGCAUCAAGCCAGCUAGUUUGGAAAAGGUUGAAAAUCCGGAGGUGCGAGAAAUUAUAGAACGUUGUAUUCAUGACAAGAAGGAGGGCAGACCGACGUGCAAGGAACUGUUGAAUUGUGAGUUCUUCUGUGAGGAUAUUGGUGUACGGUUGGAGCCUAUUUCGAAGGAAAACUUUAUUGCUAAUCCGGAAAGCACUAAGAUGGAGUUCAGGCUACGCAUCCUAGAUCCGAAGAAACGUGUGAAUAAACACAAGGAAAAUGAAGCGAUUCAGUUCGACUUCGAUACAAGGAUGGACGAUGCAGAUGAGAUUGCGAGUGAUAUGUAUAAGAGUGGAAUUUUGAUGGAAGACGAUUCAAAAACGGUGGCAAAGAUUCUGAAGGUGCAGAUUCAGACGAUGCUGAAGGAAAAGGAGGAAAGGGCAAGGCAGGUGCAGCUGGAGAAAGAGACUGAGGCAUUGCAGAAGCAAGCCAUGCUAGCACAACAGAUUUAUGCUAAUCAACAGAGUCAAAUAGAAUGCGAUGCUCAACCGUUGGAGUUGCAUGUUCCACAGAUGGUGGGUCAAGGAAUAGCAAUUCCACAGCAACAGCAGCAGCAGACUUUCUAUCAACCUGCGUCUUUGCCGACUGCGCAGGCACAACAGAUAAUCUAUCAGCAGCAAAUGUCUGCACCGGUUGGAAAUGAUCAACUGAUUCAAAACUAUCAGAACCAAGCUGGUCAGUACAUCAACCAGCAACCGCAGAUGGUCCAACAGCCACAGUUCCUAAACCAAAUGCCUCAGAUGACCCAGCAAAUGCAGCAGAUCCCUUGCAGUAUACCUCAACAGACUCAAGUCAUUCAACAGCAGGUCGUUGCCCAAGCUGCCCAGCAUCAGCAUCCGCAGCAAGUAUUCAUUGAUCCCCAACAACAGCAGCAACAGUAUCUUCAGCAAAUGCAACAACAACAAGCCUUGAUUCAUCAAAUGCAGCAGCAACAACAGCAACAGCAGCAAAUCCCUCUUCAACAGAGUAACGUGCAGUACAUGAACCAAAUUUCCCAGCAACAACAACAGGUAAUCCAGCAACAGAUGAUCCAACAGCAAUUGCUACAACAACAACAGCUACAGCAACAUCAGCAGAUGCAACAAGCAAACAUCCAAGAUCAGUUUCCCACUUUAGAACAGCAACUUCAAGCAGUUCUACCUAUCCAACAUCAUCCCCAGCAACAGCAGCAGCAGCAACAACAACCACAACAACAGCAGGUACCCCAACAAUCACAAUCCCAAUCGCAACUCAUUCAAAAUCAACAACACUUUCAACCACAGCCUCAGAUGGUUCAUGGCCAAACCCUUCAGACUGCUCAACUACAACAACAUCAGAUGCUCAUUCAACAACAUAUCCAAGAACAUAUGCAACUGCAUCAAAGUUCACCCGGUCCAAUAAACAUGAUUCCCAAUGGAGCCCAAAUGGUAAUUAAUCACCAACAAAUUCCUCAAUCACAGCCACAGCCUCAGCAACCUCAGCCGCAGCAAAUCCAACAUCAGCAAGCUCAAACUCAACAAAUACAGCAUCAGCAACCCCAGUCCCAGCAAACACAACCCCAACAACAGUAUGUUGCUCAACAGAUGAUCAAUCACGUCCCACAGCAAGUUCCGGUCCAGCAACAAAUCCCUCAGCCGCAUCAAAUUCCGGUCCAGCAACAGAUUUCUCAGCCGCAGCAAAUUCAGCAAAUUCAACAACAACAGCAGCAACAACAACAACAGCAGCAACAACAACAACAGCUACAACAUCAGCAACAGAUCCAACAACAGCAAAUUCAACAUCAACAACAAAUUCAGCAACAGAUACUUCAGCAGCAACAACAACAACAACAACUUCCAUCAAAACCAGUUGAACCACAGAUCCCGGACCUAAUUCGCACAGACUCCCUACCGAACACCGCUGCCGAUGUAGUCCAACAACCACAGUCUAUUGUUCAAAAUCCAGCCCCAGCUCCUGUUCCAACACCGGCCUCAAUGGGAGCACCAACCCCCAGUCAUACGCCUCAACCCCAGUCACAACCACAGCAACAGCACCAACCUACCAAUCCGGAAACAUCCGGCAUUCCGCCCCAGCAAGCAGCCAUCCCGAAACGUCUAACGAACGAAGGGAGCAAAAAGCGCCGAAAUUAUCGUUCCACCGAACGUAACCCCAAGCUGCAGGUGCUCGGCUUCGAGAACAAUAUUGUCGAGUGUGAGAUGGAGAACCGACCGAAAACGAUCACGUUCAAGUUUGAUGCAAACAAUGUCAACCCGGUUGAGGUGGCACAAGAUUUGGUGUCCAAGGAUCUGUUGACCGAAGCACAAAGUUUGGUAUUUAUCGAGAUGGUACGCGACAUCUUGCGGCAGCUGAAGGAGAAUCCCAACCAGCUGCCGGUGGCAUCGCAGUGCUGCCGACGGAACACCGAGAAGGUGCGCCACGCGUCUCUAACACGUCAGCGUUCGAACUUUAAAACACACCAGAGACAUAGAUCACGUGAUGAAACAUCAACCACAGCUUCAAACUUUUCGCACAUGUUCGACCCGACCAUUAUCGACCGGCAAGCGCUGGCUACGGCCGUGUCCAGCACAACCAACUCAUCGGCCUCGUCUUCGCCAUUGUCUCAGCAACAGCCGGGUGGGGUUCCCGCUUCGGACACCAACGGAGAACUGCAGAAAACGAUGUCGGUCGAAAGUGGCAGCAGUGUCACCGGAAACGGUGCCUCGGAAGAUCACGGUUCGAAGGGAGAUCUGAAGGAUAUUGUAACGAUUGGAGAGCUGGGAGGAGGGAACGGAGAAAUGACUACCGUAACUCACGUGCUGAUGGACGACGGGACAAAUGAUAAUAACAGUAGUUGCGACGAAAACUCCAGGAAAACCAGUACCAUUAGUACAGAUUACAAUUCGCAUGAGAACACCCCGGAAAAUACGAUCACUUCGGGCAGUCAGAUGCAGCAACAACUUGUAAAUAACGAACUGGAGCAGGAUUCAGGUGCAGCCGUCUCGGGAACACAAGAGCCCGGGGUGGAUAUAACGGAUCAGUGUAUUAUUACAGUGCCAUUAGCAAAUAACGACGAGCAUAGUAAACCCGCUAUCACUGCUACUAACAGUAAUACUGAAAUUUCUUCUAGUCAACAAGUAGUCAGCCAACAACAGGUAUCUGUGUCUGCUACUAGUACUCCCACUGCUACAACUACUACUACCACCACGAACAAUGCCACAGUUAGCAAUGGACCAGUCGAUUCCCCGGGCGUAGAAAAUGUAGUACAGCAGCAGCGACGGGAACGAAAAAUGUCCCGAUUUUCCGUCACACCGGUUGUUCUACCGAAAGACGAUACUAAACCGACUGCCGUUGAUUCGCCAAUGCCACAGGCACAAAACGAGGAAUCGAUUACAGCUGUCGAGUCCGCAUUCGCAGCUGAACCACAGCAACAAGUUGCAGCGGAGGCAACUACUGAACAGGCUUAUAUGCAGGCAUCGAAUGAAAUUCUUCAACAGCAAAUGCUUUUACAGCAACAGCAGCAGAUGGAUAUCUAUCAGCAGAGGUUAGCGUUGGAACAACAGGCUCAGCAAGAUGCUGAUCUACAUGCCCAGCAACAAUAUCAGCUACAGGUGCAGCAAUUACAACUUCAGUUUCAACAACAGCAACAGUCUCAAUUUGUAUCAGAGCUGGUAGCUGCAGAAUAUGAACUGCAACAGCAGCAACAAAUGUACCAACAACAAUUGGCACAACAGCAGCAAUACCAGCAAGCAGUGCUCCAGCAGCAGCAAGUACAGCAACUGCAGCAGCAACAAUCUCAACCGUCAUCUAUUUCAACUCAGGUCUCAAUCGAUCAUACAUCACGUGAUUCUUUGCCUAGUCGUAUGCCAGAAACGCUCGAACAGUUGAAAAUAGGUCUCGAAAAUAUAACCCACGUGCAUGUGAUAACGAGCAAAACUUCCUCUGCUAGUCUGUCCAGCUCGUCGGCACAUUCGCUACAACAAUCACAACAGCAACAACAACCGAUCCAGCAGCAAGAGCUACUCAAUGAUUACCUCGUCCAGCAACAGUUUUAUCAAGCACAGGAGUACGUACCCGAAUCCCAAUCGGAGAUCGCCCAAGAGUCCGUUACUGAUGGCAGCCCAGCCUUUAUUGAGCAACAACCACAGCAGCAACAACAGCCGCCACAACAGCAUCUACUCCACACGCUUCCCGCUUCACAGGACAUUUCACUUUACAACUCAAGACGAACCUCGGCAGAUAUAAAUGUUCAACCGAUAGAUGCACAACCACUUCUGCAACAGCAGCAGUCACAAACUCAACCCUGCUCGAUGCCAAACUCAGUUGCAGCAGUAAGUGCUGCCGGAAGCGAUACCAGUACUCCCAACUUACGUGAUCAAGAUAAACGACUUUCCAAUCAAGGGAGUGUCGAUCGGAUAGACAGCUCUGCAAAUAACUCACUGGCUGACUUACACCAGAAGCUAGCUCAACUGACGUCCGCUCAAAUUAACGAGCCUGCGGUGCAGCAACCGUCACAGCAUCCUAAGCCUCCGCAGCUGGCUGCGUUUGAACAACAGCAACUACAAACACAGCAUAAUUCUGCCGUGACUAGUCCGUCGGUUGAACACGCGGAACUUAAGUUUCCGAAUGAGGCUAAACCAAUGAUUCGCAAGGUAUCCCGCUUUCAGGUUCAAACCGUACAAGAAUCUCCCAAAACUGACCAGGCACAACCACAGAGUCAGCCACCCCAACAACAACAGCCCCAGAUGAAGCCGUUACUCAUCAAUCAUAAUGAUACUCAGCACAAUUUUGCUCAGCAAACGAAACCCAGCAACUCAUCCCCAACGGACGAAAAGUCUUGCCAGCCAUUCCCUGCACAGCAACAACCUCUACAGCAGCAGCAACAACAUCAAUAUUGUGACGUACCCACAGCAAACGAUCUUGAAGCUAAGCUUAACUUGGUUAUUCCGAAGACUCCAAAUACUGAAAGCAUUCAGCCAAGUUUUGCAUCUGUCUUACUGCAGCAGCAACAACAACAGCAGCAGCAGCAGCACCUGCAGCAACAACAACAGUUGCAGCAACAACAGCACCAGCAGCAGCAGCAGCAACAACAACAGCAUCAGCAACAACAUCAACAGAUGCAGCAACAACUCCAACAACAACAAUUGCAGCAGCAGCAAAUGCAGCAGCUUCCUCAACAACAGCAACAGCCAAUGAUUCCAGUAGUUCCUAUGCAACAACAACAAAUUUUCCAACAGCCCAUUAUGCAACCACAGCAACAUCAGCAACAUAUACAGACUGUUCAACAACAGCAACAACAACAACAGUAUCACCAGUCCAUGCAGCAGCAGCAGCAGCAACCGCAACAACAACAACAGCAACAACAACAUCAGCAGCAGCAACAUCAAAUGCAAAUGGCACAGCAGCAACAACAUCAGCCAAUGGGGCAACAAAUGGUACCCGCUUCGAUGCCAAUUUCUCAGCAGAUGGUUCCGGUGCAGAAUGUCAACAGUACCGCUGCCAUUUACUCGGAACAAAGCGCCCUGGAAUCAUUUAGCAGUGAAGACAUUGGCCAGAAUCUAGUCGCCAUCCAGAAUCACCUCCGCACCAUGCAGCUAAUGCCCAGCGCACGUCAACAGCUGCAAUUGCUGCUUCAGCGCCAGCACAUCGAACACGAAGAGCUCAAGUUGCGUCACUUCCUUGAGCUGGAAAAGUUUCUCAAACAGCAGAAAGAGGAUAUGAAACCCCCACCGGUGGCAGCUGUUCAAGCCGCACAACCGGUGCAAGCACAACAGCAGCAGCAGGUUCCGGUGUCGAUGCAUGCAGCGGUAGCGGUGCAGGGUGGUGGCAUCCCAGACAUCACAUCGCCCACGUUAACCGUAAGCCGAGGCUUCGAUCCGGCGACGAUCACUACCGCUUCCUACAGUAACUACAACAACACAGUCGGUAGCACUAGCAGCGGCGGCAGUGGUCCCGACAUCGAUCCCGAUCCAACGCUAACGAUCGUGAAUGAAACGAACAAGUAGAGGCUGAUGUGCUGCCACAGCAUUAGGUAACGUUACAGUAAAUUAGAUACAUAUGUAGUAGUGGUCUGACUUUAGAGUGUUUAUCUUGCUAGAGGAAUUUACUGCUAGUGAGAACUGGUUUUAUAUAAAGCUACCAUUUUCGGCAGUUCCUACCAGCGAUCGCAAUGUUGCUUGCAAAAUCUAAACCAAAAAUGUUUUAAUUUUCUACACUGUUAUAUUAUGGAAUGUUUAAUUUUUCAAACACGAAAAUAAAACUAUUCUUCACAUUGUGUGGAACACGUGACGAUGGCAUUCCAGUUUCAAAAAUUAUCGUUGCGAUUUCACUACUGUUGCUGUUCCACACAUUCUGUAUUUGAUCUUCGUUAGCCCUCGCCCGUUACGCCAACAUUAGGUUGCGACGUGAGAACCAACAAGCUUAAGAUUUUGGCUCGUCAAAAUAAAAAAAAAGAAUUCUGCUGGACGGUUUUUUUCUGAAGAUAUAAAAAUAAAGAUGUUUGUCCCUAGGAAAGAAAAGCUAUUUACUCAGAAACGCGUUGGGUUAGUAGAUACUGCUGAAGGAAAAGAUUUGUAAGAAAGGGAAAACAUUCGUGUAUAUUUUAUAUUCGAAUAACUAAGUAUAAUAAUUGAUAGGCGCUUUAUUUUCUAGACGAAAUAUGCAUGCAGGGGAAAAGAAAAAUGGCCAAUGAAAGGGAGGAUAGGAGCUAAGCGUGACUGGUUCCACUCAAGGGAAAUAUAUCUAGAUGGAUGUAAAUUGUUUCUGUUUUCUCAUUCCGCUGGGAAAGGAAACUAGCGUUUUCCCACCAUAUGAUGCAAUUUAUUAUGUGCUUGUUGCUAUGUGUCAAUUCUUCCUCUCAGAGUUGCAAGAGCGAUAAAAGAUAAAACUACACAUUUCAAAGACAGAAAUCUAGGGCAUUGAUGAUAACAGGGGAUGUGGGAAUAUGCGUAGGGAUGUGUUCACUUGAAGAGAUUUGAUAAUGCAAACGAAAAAAAAAAGUAAUGAACCGGAUUAGAGAGCUUGGUUACAAUUGUGAUGAACGAGAGAGACGAACACGGACUGCUUUACGGAUGGAUGUGUGGAUGAUGCGAAAGUGGUUCAAACGAAUGAUACAAAUGAACGAUAAUGAAUUCGCAAAGACAGAAUAGAGAAGAAAAGGAAAUAUUCACUGGAAACAACCCAGAUUUGACAGGGUUCGCAUUACUUUAUUGUAUUAUAUAUUCUAUUCUACAUUUAAUGAAUUGAGAAAUAAUUAAGAUAUUAAAUAUCUAUUAAAACAGGAAAAAUGCAGAAGCAGCAAA
Molecule: messenger RNA, 11635 nt
Organism: Topomyia yanbarensis
Lineage: Eukaryota; Metazoa; Arthropoda; Insecta; Diptera; Culicidae
Exons: 12
Coding region: 2453-10339 (2628 amino acids)
Biological process (GO): protein phosphorylation; intracellular signal transduction; negative regulation of sodium ion transport
Cellular component (GO): cytoplasm
Molecular function (GO): chloride channel inhibitor activity; ATP binding; potassium channel inhibitor activity
Source: RefSeq, a predicted model, not a curated record